Molecule: messenger RNA, 2751 nt
Organism: Botrytis sinoallii
Lineage: Eukaryota; Fungi; Ascomycota; Leotiomycetes; Helotiales; Sclerotiniaceae
Exons: 4
Coding region: 148-2751 (867 amino acids)
Source: RefSeq, a predicted model, not a curated record
CGGUUGCAUAUAGAGCUGCAAAACUCAAGUUUGAGACCUUGUGGACAAAAACUCGAAACUCUUUGGGUUGGAGCCAGCACAACACAUCGUGUUGGUUUCAUUUUCUUCGAAUCAAUUCGUUGAGAAAACUUGGGAUUUCUCUUCAAUAUGGCGCGAACUAAAGUUCCUCCUAUUGCGACUCAAGAUUCUACUUCUCAUAUUGAGAAAGGAGUUGGUUCUUCCGAGUCUCAAGAAACUUCAUCUAGUUCUUUUACAUCAUUUUCUUCAACGCCAACAUGCCCCAAUUGCAGUAACAUAUUUGCAGAACUAUCAGAUAUGGACUUUCGUAGUCACGUGGCUGCAUGCAGUCGACCAUCCACAGCGGAAUCAGUAGGAACUAUUACUACAUCAGGUAGUUCUCUAUCACCACCUCCUAUUUCACUUGAGAAUGUAUAUGCUUCAGCAAAGUAUUUAUCCAAUAAGGAUGGGCCGAGACCGGAUUUGCAUUUCGACUACAAUGCAGCUCAAGAGCCUGCUAUUGCCAUCGCUGACGCUGACGCCGACGAAGAAGAUUUCGAUCCAGAAGAUCAUGAUCGGAUUCAACCAUAUAUCGAUCCAAAUUCUGAAUUCGACUACUAUGAUCAAGCCGAAGGCCAUGAAGAACAUGAUGUAGAUAUCAAUGAUCCAGAUAUUGGUCUCAAGUUCAAAUAUCCCAAGCUUCCCCCGGUGGAGCACUUCGAAAAAUACCUUAAGAAUCCUAGCGAAAUGCCAUAUGAUGAACUGUACAAAAGAGCUGCGAUUGUGAGCACAAAGAGGCGGACAGGCUUGCCGAGCAAUUGGACAGGGGACGACCUGGUGGCUACUGCAAAACAUUACGCAGUGGAAUUGAAAUUGAAAACUCCAGAAUGGACAGCUUUCAUCGAUCAGUAUCAUCAAGAUGAUGAAUUUCGUCUACGUCUCGAAAGUCUUCGGGACCCACAAUUCAGAGCCAAACUUCAAAGACAAGCUUUCGUUAGAGAACAAGAGAAGCAAAAGCUUAAGCAAAAGGAACUUAAAGAAAGCCGAGAAAGAAAAGCAGGACGUCUGAUAGAUCCCACAAAGUGGGAUGAUAUGAAGCAAGCAGAGGUAUACGGUUUUGAAUAUUCUUCCCAUCCAAAACAUGUUGGUGCGCAACCAAUCCCAUCGGCCUCUAGAAAGCGUGGUGUGGGUGAAAUAGAUAUGAGUGAAGGUAGAAGUGGUCGAGCUCAGCGAAUGGCUACGAGGAAAAUGUACGAUCAAAGUACACCAGAGGAUGAAUCGGACGGCUUACCAGCAAAACGACAACGCAAGGUUCGAGUUCUUGAUGAUGCUAUUGGAGAGUUAUCUAAGUCUCCUCGAAAACAAAGCCGAAGUCAAACCCCCAUCAGAAGAACUUUUCCAUCGGGAAAACCCAUUGGAAGGCCACCAAAAUCUCUGUCAAAGCUUAAGGAUGUUCAGCUUGCAUCUGGCGAAGAUGAAACGAUACUUGAAGAUGAAUCUAUUAAGGACGAAGAUAUUUCUCGACAUCUCCUACCAGCCGAACAAGAGCAACUACAGCAAUCGGCCGAAUUACUUGUCAAUCAAAUCGCCGAAGAAUUGCCUGUUGAACCAGUUGUAAAAAAGAAGCAUGCAGGUGGUAGGCCACGGAAGCAUCCGCUUCCCGUUCCUGCUCCUGUGGCUGUUGUUGACGUUAUUAAACCCGCAGAACAAAUUACUACAGCAGUAUCCGAGACCCCGUCGGCAAUCGUACCUCCUAUCAAGCCAAAGGCUAAAGUUAUCAAACCAAAGAAGCAACCAGCCAAGUCAGCCAAAUCCGGUGGUCGGGUCAAGAAGGAAGCUAAUGUCGAACCAAGUGCUGAAACUGAGGAAGAAAAUGCAAUCUUGCCGACAACCGAGCACGAUGACGACUCGGAUUCAGAAGCAACUGAGGCAAUCAACUCAAGGCGCGACAGCUCAUCAUCGCAGUCAACUAUCUCUUCUUAUGGUGAUCGUCAAAUCAACCGUUCUUCCACCCAUGAGCAGACCCUAACACGUGAACCUCGAACAGCUACUCGAAAUCGUGCAGCAGCAUCUGUCGAAAAGUCAACCUCAAUUCAAGAGUCCCCCAAGAAAGCUGUACGAGGAAAACGUAAUAGUAGAUCGAGCGAAACCCCUGUCGCUAAUUCUCAAUUACUAAAGGCACGGAAGCCGCGUGGAAAACAGGCAACGAUUGAGGAGGAUGAAGAAGUGGACCCGUCACAUGAACCAAUCAUCAAGAAGGAGGCAACUCCGGCCGCACAUCCGAUCAUUUCACCAUCAUCGUCCCGAACUAAGCGCAAGCGAACUGUUGAAGUCAAUUCUGACGCGCCAACAGCUCCGAGUGCUUCCCCUACCAAGAAGGCUCGUAAAGGUCGCCCUACCAAAUCCUCAUCAGCACCCUCCGAGGGCCCUCUUAUUAUUUCGGCUUCAUCGUCAAAAAUCAAGAUAAACAAGAGGGCUAAAGGACCUCUUGCAAGAAUUCUUCCACCACGUGAACCCAGUACUCGAGCUCGCCGGGCUCCAAAGGCUAUUCGAAAUACUGAUGAUGCCAACGAGGAUGACGAGGAUGAAGAUGAGUUGCAAAUGCCAGCAACAGAGUAUGAAAGGUAUCAAGCUUUAGCUGAUCCAAGGAGUCCCAUUACAUUGGGAAAGAGGAUUCGAAAAAGCGUUAUUGAUUUAAGAACAGCUAUGGAAGGUGGUGAUGAUGAAGAUGGCGAUGACGAGUUUGAGGGGUGA